AUGCUCACUGAAACAAAUUUGGAUGAUUCAGUAUUGGACAAUGAACUUUUUACUGAUGAUUAUUUAGUUUUUCGCACAGAUAGGAACAAUAACAAUAACAAAAUCAAUAAGAUGUCUGGUGGUGGGGUCCUCAUAGCUGUAUCGAAGAAAUUUUCAAUUAAAAAAGUGAAUUUAUUUGGUUUUGAGGAUCUGGAACAAAAAUCAAAUAUUGUUGCAAUAAUUGACGAAAUCGGUGCCAUAGAUUGGGAUGAUGUGCUUGAGUUAUCAAAGGAGGAGUUUGUAAGCAAAUAUAAUUCGCAUAUUCAUUCCGAUUUGUAUGAGUGGUUUGAUGAACUUCGAAAUCCAAUGGAAGACAAUUCAGUUAAUCGUAUGACUUGGUUGUUCACUGUUAUUCUUUGUUCCGUGAUACUUAAUCAUACUCCAGUGGAAACAAGAAAAUUGAACUCUUCUUUUCCUCCAUGGUUUGACUUUGACUUGAGAAAGCUGUGUAGAAGGAAAAACAGAUUGCAUGGAAUGAUUGAUCCCUCGAAUGUUGCAAGUAGAAAAAAAUAUGAAGAAGUUAGAAUGGAAUUUAAGAGGUUGAAUCGCAUUGCAUACAAGAUGUACACAGAAAAAUUAUCUGAUGAAAUUAAAUGUAACCCGAAAUCUUUUUUCACAUUCGUAAACCAGAAAAGGAAAUCAAAUAAGUUCCCAUCAAUAAUGUCUUUCGAAGGAACUCUGCUUGAAGGGGAUAGGAGUGUUGCUGAAGGGAAGUUAAUGAGAACGGACAAAUCUAAACGUACUUAUGAUUCCUGA
Messenger RNA from Clunio marinus, 795 nucleotides. Lineage: Eukaryota; Metazoa; Arthropoda; Insecta; Diptera; Chironomidae. The record is from the annotation of a GenBank genome assembly.